CAUAUUUUUAAUCAGUGUACUUUUAACUGAAUUAAAGUUUUCCAAAUAUUAGAUAAAUAUUAUCCUGUAAACAUGGAUAAAAGUAAAGAAAAAGAAGAACAAAGCAUCAUGGAUAAAUCCAUGAGAUCCGUCUUUGUGGGUAAUAUACCUUACGAAGCUACGGAGGAGAAGCUUAAAGAUAUAUUCAGCGAAGUGGGGCCGGUCUUGUCUUUUAAACUAGUGUUUGAUAGAGAGACUGGAAAACCUAAAGGUUAUGGCUUUUGCGAAUACAAGGAUCAGGAAACAGCGCUUAGUGCCAUGAGAAAUUUAAAUGGUUAUGAAAUUGGUGGACGAUCACUUAGAGUCGAUAAUGCUUGUACCGAAAAAUCAAGAAUGGAAAUGCAAGCCUUGAUGCAGGGUCCACAGGUAGAAAAUCCAUAUGGAGAAGCUGUUGAACCAGAAAAAGCCCCAGAGGCAAUUAGUAAAGCAGUGGCUACUCUGCCCCCAGAGCAAAUGUUUGAACUUAUGAAACAAAUGAAGCUUUGUGUUCAAAAUAAUCCAUCUGAAGCUCGAAACAUGUUGCUUCAAAAUCCUCAGCUAGCAUAUGCUUUACUCCAGGCGCAAGUCAUAAUGAGAAUUGUUGACCCAGUUACAGCUGUUAGCAUGCUACAUCCCAGCAACCCCGUACCACCAGUCUUACAGCCUGACAAGCCUCCAAUGCCUAAUAACUAUAUGCCAUCAAAUCAACAACAAGUGCCAUCACAGAUGAUGAAUAAUCCCGCCCCUACACCCAAUCAAUACAACCCCCGCAGUGGGAUGUCGAACAUGGCGGGCAUGGACGUGGAUCUGCGCAGUGCGCGUGCGCCGGUGCCGCCGCUGCUGGACCAGGACAUGCGCAGUCUGCCGCCCGCGCACCCCGCGCACCCCGCGCACCCCGCGCCACACCCCGUGCCGCCCCCGCUCAAUCAAGACAAUAUGUUCCCGCGUGACCCACGCCUCGCGAACGCUCAAGGCUUCAAUGCGGAUCCUCGCGUACGGCCAAAUGACCCACGAACUCAAAAUAAAAUGCCUCAACAAAUGCCCCCAGGCAUGCCGAGCAUGGCUCAAGCCAGAACAAUACAAGGCAUACCUUCCGGUGCUUCGGAUCAAGAAAAGGCGGCGCUGAUAAUGCAAGUACUGCAGUUGUCGGACGAACAGAUCGCACUGCUGCCGCCCGAACAACGCGCCAGCAUACUCAUGCUCAAGGAACAGAUCGCCAAGAGCACGCAGCAACGCUAAUACACUAGAUUAUAAUA
Messenger RNA from Papilio machaon (common yellow swallowtail), 1274 nucleotides. It is a transcript of the gene CstF64, whose product is annotated as cleavage stimulation factor subunit 2. Bases 73 to 1257 code for a protein of 394 amino acids. Gene Ontology annotation, molecular function: mRNA binding. Gene Ontology annotation, biological process: mRNA 3'-end processing. NCBI's taxonomy places the organism in Eukaryota, Metazoa, Arthropoda, Insecta, Lepidoptera, Papilionidae. The record is from RefSeq and is a predicted model, not a curated record. Gene Ontology annotation, cellular component: mRNA cleavage and polyadenylation specificity factor complex. The transcript has 10 exons.